UUAUAUAUAUUCCACUUUUAUACAAUAUUAGUAUUUAGUUCCUUCAGACUCUUAUUUUGACACUGCAAACCGGAAGCAACGUUGUGAUGUGCGUAACUUCACUUCCGUCUACGUCCUUCUCUUCCCCUCUUCCUCUCAGAUGAUGGACACUCAGAAGGAAGCUCUGUGCAGGAUCAUCAGCACGUUGGCCAAUAAGAAUGAAGAGCUACACAACUUCCUGGAAACGGUCGACAACACACUGACGGGACUCCAGGAGGAGUCAUGUAACGUGACAACUGAGCUGGAGGCGGAGCUUGAGCAGCUAAGCUCCGCCCUGGCAGAGAAGGGGGCGGAGCUUCAUGAUGUAAUUAAAGAGGAGAAGCAUAGGAAAGAGGCGGAGCUUCAGAAGCAGGAGGCGGAGGGGAGGGCCGCUCUGCUGUCGUGUGAGCAGCUGCUGCACUUCGCCAAUCACACGCUGACCAUCACCAACGAAGAAGAAUUCAUCCAGGCUGCAAAACAAAUCAAAGAACGGGUAACCAUGGCUGCAGCGUUCCGCCUGACGACUCGUCCGCUGGUGUCAGAGAACAUGUCCAAGUUCACCGUCGACUUCAGCUCGGAGAGGGCGGGGCUUAUGAGACUUCACUUCCUGCCCGUUCCCAGAGCUCCAGAGAUCGAUGUCUCCAUCUGCGUCACCCGUGACAACAGCAUCGUGGUUGCUUGGCAACCAUCCGGCGAGGCCGACGGCGACAGCGGACCAAUCAAACGCUACGAACUAGAAUACCGGAAAACGAACCGGGACGACUCGCUGAGAGCCGCAGGAGAUGCAUGCUGGGAAAAAAUCCACGACAUCAGAGAGACACACGUAACCAUCUCAGGUCUGAAGUUCGAUUCCCGCUUCGUGGUCGUUCGAGUUCGAGCCAGAAACAAAGCGGCAGCCGGCGAGUUCUCUGAGCCGGUUGCCAUGGAAACCAGAGCGUUUAACUUUGGCUUCGACGCGGUGACGGCUCACGCGGAGCUGAAGGUGGAGGGGGACACUGUGACCUGGGAGCCUCAGGGGGUCAAAGGUCACGACCCCCGGCUGAGGGGGAAGGAGAGCAGGAGCAGCAGCCGGAGCGCCACGCCGUCGCCCAAUAAGACGGCAGCCAGCCGAGCAGGACGCGAGCGAUUCGCUGGAGAGUCGUACACCGUGCUGGGUGACCAGGAGAUAACAGGUGGCUGUCACUACUGGGAGCUCCGCCCCCUCGCGGACUGGAAGUCGUUCAGUGUGGGCGUGGCCUAUCGGGCCAGUCUGGGCCGUUUUGACCAAUUGGGGAAGAGCGCCGGUUCGUGGUGCCUCCACGCCAGCCAAUGGCUGCAGAGCUCGCUCGCCGCGAAGCACAACAACAAAGCCAAGCCUCUCGAUUGGCCGCUGCCUCAGCGAAUCGGAAUCUACUGCGACUACGACAACGGAGACCUGUCCUUCAUGGACGCCACGCGGCCACGCCUCAUCCACGCCUUCAAAAUAAAGUUCAGCCAGCCGCUGCUGCCCGCCUUCACAAACUGUGUUGCAGGUUUGGUGCGGCGGGAUCACCAUAACAACGGGCCUGCAGGUGCCGAGCUUCAUGGGUAAUUUCCUCUCCAACAAUCGGAGCCUCAGCAACUUGUCGCAGUAAAUCAACUCAUCACCUGUUUAUAUUUUUAAUAGUUAUUAUUUAAUUUAUUUAAUUUGUAUUUAUUAAUUUGUAUUCAUGAAUUUUAAUUUAUUCCAGAAAUAGUAUAAUAUUACAUGUAUAUAGAACAUACUUGUGAAUUGUUGUCUUUAUGAAAUAUAAGAUAAAUGUGAUAUUUUAAUAAGAUAUAGAUUAUUGAUCACAGUAUGGACAGAAGCCAUAGUUUUAAUUUGAGCUUUUAAUUUGAAGAUGUGUAAUAUUGCUGUUUGCAAACUAUAGAAAACUAUAUUAACUAUGAAAACAUGUAACAUGAAGUCAUCGUCUCCAAGAUGAAACGUGUUGUUUUUAAAUGUAGGACUUUUAUUUUGAAGAAAGCAUAAGGAAGAAAACAUUGCCUAUUCCCUCUGGCUUUUAUUUUGAAGGCUGCAACAAGCUGUGAUUAUGUGGACGUAAAUUAUAUAUUUGAAGUUUGUGUAAAAGACUUUUAUUAUAUUUAUUAUGUUAAUAUCUGACCUGGAAUCAGUUAAUUCAUACGGAAGGGUUUGUAUUGAUCAUCAUGUUUUAGUUAUUGAUUCUUUAUGUUUUCGUUAUUAAUUCUUUAUGUUUUAGUUAUUGAUUCUUCAUGUUUGUUGACAUCAGCUCUGAUUAAAUGUUUUAUAGAUAACUUUAUAAUUAACUGUGAAAAAUAUAAUAAAGCAUAAAACUAUCAGAAGCA
Messenger RNA from Pseudoliparis swirei, 2343 nucleotides. It is a transcript of the gene fsd1l, whose product is annotated as fibronectin type III and SPRY domain containing 1-like. Gene Ontology annotation, molecular function: protein binding. The record is from RefSeq and is a predicted model, not a curated record. The transcript is spliced from 13 exons. The coding region runs from base 140 to 1588 and encodes 482 amino acids. Lineage: Eukaryota; Metazoa; Chordata; Actinopteri; Perciformes; Liparidae.